Caenorhabditis remanei is the source of this 1071-nucleotide messenger RNA. RefSeq lists its product as uncharacterized. NCBI's taxonomy places the organism in Eukaryota, Metazoa, Nematoda, Chromadorea, Rhabditida, Rhabditidae. Gene Ontology annotation, molecular function: serine-type endopeptidase activity. The coding region runs from base 1 to 1071 and encodes 356 amino acids. Gene Ontology annotation, cellular component: membrane. The record is from RefSeq and is a predicted model, not a curated record. The transcript is spliced from 5 exons.
AUGUUUAGCAGCGAAGGAAAAUUCCGAAAAACGUAUCGUCAUCAGUUCAAUCAACUGCGAACAGGGGAUGAAACAGAAAUACCAAUGUCAACACUUGCAUCUCGAAUCGAAACAAGAAAGGUUCCAUUAAGUAGUGGACAAAUUAAUGCAAUCAAAGAAGCUCCCGAUGAAUUGGUCGACGUUGAUGGAUUUCAGAGAAUCGUCACCUCAAAAGCGGCUCAAAAAUCCACAAUUAAACGGUUAAUGUACGACGUUGCAGAUCCUGUAAUGAGUAGAAGUCAAAAAAUAGAAGUACAUUCCUAUAUUGACUCUUACUCAUGGUGUCCACCGCCAAUUUUCAUGUUUCUGAUCACAAUGAUACAAGUUGGAAUCUUUCUGUUCUAUUGGGAAUCAGAUGGUCGCAAAAGUAUUUGGACUGACUGUGCCGGUUGCUUUCAACAUCACAAUCAUACAGUUCCCGGAAUAUUCAUUUUCGCUCCGAAAUUGAGAGGAGAAGCUUGGAGAUUCACUUCUUACAUGUUUUUACAUGCUGGUCUCAAUCAUCUUCUUGGAAACGUUAUAAUCCAACUUCUAGUCGGUAUCCCAUUGGAAGUUGCUCACAAAAUUUGGAGAAUCGGCCCAAUUUAUUUGCUAGCAGUAACAGCUGGUUCUCUUCUACAGUACGCAAUUGAUCCCAAUUCUCUUCUAGUUGGAGCAUCUGCUGGAGUCUAUGCUCUUAUUUUUGCUCAUGUUGCUAAUGUCAUUUUGAAUUGGCACGAAAUGCCGUUCCGUUGGAUUCGUGUUCUUAUCCUCGCAGUUUUCAUCACAUUCGAUUUUGGUGGAGCUUUGUAUCGGAGGUUUUAUGCGGAUCAAUGCGACUCAGUUUCCCAUUUGGCUCAUAUCGCUGGAGCAGUUACUGGAAUAUUUUUUGGAUAUGUUGUACUUUAUAAUGUUGUAGAACACCGAAUCGAAACAAUUAUCAAAUACGUCUGUUUGGCACUGUAUUCAUCCCUUUUCGUUAUUACCAUAGUUUUUGUAAUUGUCCGAGAACCGUAUUCCAAAAGUCUCUGGAAUGACGAAAAUUGCAAAUAG